AGGAGGAUGCUCUCGAGGGCAUAUGGAUUUAGUCGGCGUCUCAUUACCGCAGCGCCAAGACUGAUUAAAUCGAAUCACAAUUUCAGUACGACAUAUACAAACAGAUCGUUUUCAAAUGCAGCAGUUGAAACCGCGAGAAAAAUCAAUGAGCUUCGCAAGUCAGAGCGUGGUAGCGUUUCCAAGGAAACUAUGUGCAUCAAAGAGGCGUUUGAUCUUGUUGACGAGGAUGAGAAUGGGGAAAUUGAUCGUCACUGCUUGAAUAGCCUUGCUGUUAUUCUCGCAGAUUCAGGGCAUGGGGAAGUGCAGGAAUUGAAUGCAGCUUUGGAGGAAAUCAACGCUGGCAAGGACGGUGUUAUCACCAAGCAACAGUUGAUUGACUUCUGGAGCAAAAAAUGCGCGACCAUGGCACGUUACAGGAAGCCACCAAGGAGCUCUGUUCAGGAUUCAAUUGAACUCAGCGACUACAUCCUGGCAAGAAAGCUUUGGCCAACUGGAAAGCACAACUAGAGGCAUCUAAUGAAAAUCAACGUUCGGAGAAGUUAUACUUCUAAACAUCCUGGAUCAAGCACGAUUUACAUAAUACUGGAUUUGAGAUAGAUGCGUUUUCCUGAAGAGAAGUAAAGCUUGGUGAAACG
Messenger RNA from Guillardia theta CCMP2712, 635 nucleotides. RefSeq lists its product as hypothetical. The coding region runs from base 190 to 507 and encodes 105 amino acids. The transcript has 4 exons. The record is from RefSeq and is a predicted model, not a curated record. Lineage: Eukaryota; Cryptophyceae; Pyrenomonadales; Geminigeraceae.